AUGGAAGAAACAUUAAAUCCAAGGAGAGUUGGUCUGGCUUAUGAUGGGGCCGAGCAUCAGAGGCAGCGUGAGAUGAAUCUAGAGUCAAACAUAUUGAUGGAAAUCAAAGAUAUGAAAGAGUUCAAGUGGCCACCGAGGUUGAGGUCUCCCUCUGAGACCAGGGACAAGAACAAGUACUGUGACUACCACCGUGACCAUGGGCAUACUACAGGGGAUUACAUAACAUUACAACGUGAGAUUGAAGCUUUGAUAGAAAGAGGAUCCCUAAAGGAGUAUAUCAGGCAUGACAAGUGUCCCAUGAAUGAUCGUAACAAUGGGAAGACCACAGAAUUUGGGGAAGAUUCAAAUAGUAGGUACAAACAAUAUGCCCGACAACACAGUUCCAUACAAAUGACAACUCCCAACGACAUGAAAGAUAUCACAUUUGGAUCGGAGGACUCAAAAGACAUAUCAUACCCCUAUGAUGAUGCCUUGGUCAUAUCUGCCAUCAUCACCAACUUUAAAGUAAGGAGGGUCUUGGUUGACAAUGGAAGUGCAGCUAAUGUGCUGUCCCAAGAGGUCUUCAUGAAGAUGAGUAUUUCUGUUAACCAAUUCAAGGCAGUCAAAACAUCGCUCCAGGGAUUCGAGGGUGGAACAAUCAUCCCAGAGGGAAUUGUUGAUCUUCCCCUAACAUUAGGCUCAUGGCAAAAACAGGUGACAGAAGUCACUCCCUUCCAUGUAUUCCAUGCUCCAAUGGCCUAA
This is a messenger RNA of Olea europaea var. sylvestris, 741 nucleotides long. RefSeq lists its product as uncharacterized. The coding region runs from base 1 to 741 and encodes 246 amino acids. NCBI's taxonomy places the organism in Eukaryota, Viridiplantae, Streptophyta, Magnoliopsida, Lamiales, Oleaceae. The record is from RefSeq and is a predicted model, not a curated record. The transcript has 3 exons.